Molecule: messenger RNA, 2914 nt
Organism: Nymphaea colorata (pocket water lily)
Lineage: Eukaryota; Viridiplantae; Streptophyta; Magnoliopsida; Nymphaeales; Nymphaeaceae
Product: ubinuclein-1
Exons: 13
Coding region: 532-2754 (740 amino acids)
Cellular component (GO): nucleus
Source: RefSeq, a predicted model, not a curated record
UGGAUCAACUCUUUUUAUUGAUGCACCAACAUCUAUAUCAUCAAAAUGAAUAAAUAUCUUGGCAUCUUAUGUUCUAGGAAAUGGGUUGAACCGUAAAACAUAGGGAGAGAAGAGACCUUGACCAAGAAAACUCAGGGACUCAAACCCUAGGAGAAACAGGUGCCAUUAGCAAGAGGCCCUUUGUGUGGGUGUGGAAAAGAAUACCCCAAACACAGGCAGCACAAGGGGAGGAAGGGAAAAAGAAGCAGAAGGUAGGAAAAAAGAAGGGAAAAAAGAAAAGAAAGAAAUUGGUUGUUCAUUCUAUCAAGUCUCAGUUACCUGAUCAAUGGUGAGUACAGGAAAACCCUAGUUUCUUCCCAUCCGUUUCAAUGGAUUCAUUUUGCUUUAUCACGAUUUGGGGAUGUUGGGUUUUUCCAAAAUCAUGUAUUUGAUUAUGUUUGAGCCCUAAGCAAUCAGGAAUGAUAGAGAUCCUGAUGAAUUCGGCGGCCUGAGAGAGAUAGAAGGGGAGAGAGAGGGAGAGGGAGAGGUACCAUGGCGGAGUAUAAAACGACGGGGGUGAGCCAGAGAGUGAGGUUUUCCGUUGAUCUGAGGCCCGGGGAGACCACUAUUGUGUCAUGGAAGAAGCUGACGAGGGAAUCCGCUAAGGCGGUUCAGCCUGCAGCUGGUGCCGAACCGCCCGCUGGAGCCCAUCCGGCACUGGAGUCGCGGAUUGCACCGGAGUCUCUUUCUGGGGAUCGUGAGCUCAAGGAUGCAAUGCCUCCUCAAAAUCGGUUCAGUGCUGUUAUAGAGAAGAUUGAACGGCUAUACAAGGGUGCACAUAGUAGUGAUGAGGAGGAGCUUGAUGAUGCUCCUGAUGAUGACCAAUAUGAUACUGAGGAUUCCUUUAUAGAUGAUACAGAACUAGAUGAGUACUUCCAGGUUGAUAAGUUGCAAACAAAGCACAGCGGCUUCUUUGUGAACAGGGGGAAGCUUGAAAAAACAGCCGAACCUUUGCCAUCUCUUCAUCAUCAACAGAAGAAGCGUAGGAGGAAAGAUUUAAAUAAAGGAAUUGGUGAAAAGGAAGCUGAACAGAUGUCAAGGAAACUGGUAAAAGUGGGUGGUGUGCGCAUGAAAACUGCUGCUAGAAAUCCCUCAUUGGUGGUAAAUAAACCAUCUAUCGCACCUGAAACUUCCUUAGCUGGAAAUGAUCAUCAUCGUGAUUCAAAAUCCUCACUUAAUCCUCCAAGCAUGACUGGACCACCCAAACCAAAACAUGUUGAUGUCACCAUCACUUCUGAAAGUUCCUGGUCUGCACAAUUGCCAGGAAGGGAUGCUUUGGCCUCCCAUGUGGAGAUUAAAGAUGGUGAGAAACAGAAUAUCGGAGCUGUCCUUUCAAAAGAAAGUGCUGGUAAAAUUGCUGGGACUGUUGAACCUUUGGACUCUGGUCAUCAGGUUUUUCCUGAAAAGGGUAGCUCCGUUCAAGUUGAAAACCUUUCAAGGAAGUACGUCAGAGAUUCUCAUGAACUUGCUAUGACCUCCAAGAUUCGACACAAAGAAAAAGUUGCAAGACAUUAUGAUUUAGCUGGUUCACGCUAUAGCAGUGGGAAGUAUCCAACACAAAAGUUGAAGGUGCAAUCCAUGCCAAAAGAAGGUUCUGGAUUAAAGCCAAAAGGGACAAUGUUGGAGCGAGCCAUUCGUGAAUUAGAGAAAAAAGUUGCAGAAUCAAGGCCACCUACUAUGGAUGUUCAAGAAAAUGAUCCUGCAUUUCAGGGUGUUAAAAGGAGAUUGCCUCGUGAAGUUAAACAGAAACUUGCUAAAGUGGCAAGAUUAGCGCAAUCUAGCCAGGGGAUGAUCUCAGAUGAGCUAAUUUAUCGUCUUAUGAGCAUCCUUGGACACUUGGUUCAACUAAAAACUUUGAAGAGAAACUUGAAAGAGAUGGUUGAAUUAGGACUCUCAGCCAAACAAGAAAAGGAAGAUAGAUUCCAGCAAAUCAAGAGAGAAGUCACAGAGAUGAUAAGGGCACGUGUCUCCUCGUUUAAGUCCAAGGAAACACUCGGCUCUGAUGAUAAAGAAUCUCUUAGAGGAAAAUACAGAAUUGAUAGUGUUACAGAAGAUAAACUUUAUGAUCUCUGCGAUCUAUAUACUGAGGGGAUGGAGGAAGAUAAAGGGCCACAAAUGAGAAAAUUAUAUGUGGAGCUGGCUGAAUUGUGGCCAGAAGGCUGGAUGGACAACCAUGCAAUCAAAGAAGCUGUUGGCAGAGCUAAGGAGCGGAAAAAGGGAGCUUCAAAUCUACAGAAUGGAGAAAAGGUCAAGAGGAAGAAGUUUUCUUCUGCAAGGACAGAGGAGAGCAUGAGAGGUGCGGGGAAUGUUGUGACAGAUCCUACAUCGUUCACACAUUCACGUGCCAUGCAAGAGAGACCUGCCACGGACAAUUCUCAAGGGUUGAGCCUCCUUGAAAACCAAACACUACCAUCUGCACUCAACAAAAAUGUCAAUGUGUCGACAAAUGCAGGCUCUCUGGUCAAGCUGAAGCCGGAUAACGCGAAGCCAGGCAUAGUUACCAGCAUGGAUGACACUGAAGAGUGGCACAGGGUAGAUGUCGCGCUUUUGAAAAAGAAACCGAAGACUAAGCCCGAAAUAGAACCAGGCGGCAAUACAGAAUUCAGCCUGUUUAACAAGCAGGUGACUAACAGUACAAAUGCUGUAAGCAACCAACAGAAAUCCAGUUCCCAGAUAAUUGGUUCUCAAAGUGGAGGGCCGGUAAAGAACAGCUGAGGCUUACGCACUGUGAUUCCAUUUUUUACCGUUCUAGUUAUCAUAAUAGCUGGUGAGGGAACUUGCUUUCUUGUUUAUAGUUGGGAAAUCAGAAAUGUAAAUUGUAGUCUUGUCGUGCUAUCAGCCUCAAUUAAUGAAAAAUCUAGCAAUUUUCUGACAA